AUGCCUCUCCUGAACGGCAUUGCCGCGCACUGCGUGGUAGAGCACCAUGCUCUACAUGAGUACGCAAACCCGCUGGAACACAACUCGGAGCCGAAUACUGUUACCAGAUACACUGAGAUCGCACCGAAUGUGCCAUUCACUGUGUCUGUGCAGGUGCCGCCCGACUUCGUCUUCCUUGGAGAUGUUCUGGUCUUCCGGGUCUUCAUGAACGGCACUCUGCAGGCGGACGUGUGGCAUAAAGCAUUACCAGCAAGUACAGACCAGCGCACAGGGGACGCCAGGAGAGACCAUCAGGGCAUUCGGGGCUUGUUCAGCAGAGACGACGGGCAGCUGAUCCGGUUUCCGCACCUGGUGGAGCAUCCCAACAAGAAUGCGAUCGGCGACAUGAGCACGUGGCACGACAAGGAGAUCUUAUUCCAGGUCUCUCAUGGUUGCCUCAGGGAUCAUAAGGCAGAUCAAGCUUUUGGACCAGCAGCAGGCGUAGUCCAAGCGGUGGGUGGCCCUGAGUCAGUCCUCGCUUUCACCUUCAAGUACCGUCCAGUAGACAUUCUCAAGUCCAUCAUCUCGCCUCCGCCAUGGCCUCCGACCAACGUUACCCCAGAGACGCCCGACAGUCGCUACCAUCCUGUCGACGACGCGUUCAAAGCUGCACUACAGCCCAGCAGGUCUCGCGAUCUCUACUGUAUCUGCCGCAAGGUCCGAGGUAGCCAGCGAGUAGCGACAUGCGACAAUGAUUGGUGUCAAAUUAAGUCUUAUCAUUGGGAAUGUGUGGGCCUGAAGAGGGAGCCGGAGCGAAUCUGGUUGUGUCCGUUUUGCAUUGAGCUCAACGAGGAGGACCUGGUGAUUGAGGGAUACAACGACUACUACGAGUACAGCUAUCCCGACCAGGAGUGCGGAGGCUGCAACGGACUCGACGAAAAGGGUUUUGUCGGGGCACACAAAAACAAGACCAAGGGCUGA
Lecanosticta acicola is the source of this 960-nucleotide messenger RNA. The record is from the annotation of a GenBank genome assembly. NCBI's taxonomy places the organism in Eukaryota, Fungi, Ascomycota, Dothideomycetes, Mycosphaerellales, Mycosphaerellaceae.